Molecule: messenger RNA, 1953 nt
Organism: Cimex lectularius (bed bug)
Lineage: Eukaryota; Metazoa; Arthropoda; Insecta; Hemiptera; Cimicidae
Gene: CCT8
Product: T-complex protein 1 subunit theta
Exons: 9
Coding region: 179-1822 (547 amino acids)
Biological process (GO): protein folding
Cellular component (GO): chaperonin-containing T-complex
Molecular function (GO): ATP hydrolysis activity; ATP-dependent protein folding chaperone; ATP binding
Source: RefSeq, a predicted model, not a curated record
AGGAAAACAAAAAAAUCACGACAAAGACAAACGGCAACACUGCGUCCUGUUUGCCGUUUUGGAAACCUAGGUUCCGGCACUCGUGUUCAACUUCUACUUAAAUCUCGUAUCUUUGGGGAAAAAAGUAUUGUCAGUUGAUUUUCUUCGUGUUAUUCUUGAAUUUUUAAAAUCUUGGAAGAUGGCGAUGCACGUGCCCAAGCCCCCGGGUUUCGCCCAAAUGCUGAAAGAAGGAGCCAGGCGUUUCUCCGGCCUGGAAGAGGCGGUGUACCGUAACAUAAAGGCGUGCAAGGAGUUCACGGAGACUGUCAAGACUGCCUACGGCCCAAACGGAAUGAACAAAAUCGUCAUUAACCACAUUGACAAGCUUUUUGUGACAAAUGAUGCAGCCACGAUUGUCAACGAGCUCGAGGUGGAACACCCUGCAGCUAAGAUAAUGGUACUUGCAUCUCAAAUGCAAGAUGAGGAAGUCGGCGAUGGAACAAAUUUUGUUCUCAUUUUCGCAGGCUCGUUGUUAGAAGUAGCCCUACCUUUACUAAAGAUGGGCAUGACACCUGUUAGUAUUAUUGAGGGAUAUGACCUCGCUCUUAACAAAGCGCUGGAAGUCUUGGAAAAAAUGGUCUGCCAUGAAAUUAAAGAUUGCCGGGACGAGGAAAACGUUACAAAAGCAAUAAGAUCCGCUGUCAUGAGCAAACAGUUGGGCUUUGAGGACUUCUUGGCUAAACUUAUCACUAAAGCAUGCAUUUCCAUCAUGCCAGAAGAAACAACAUUCAAUGUAGACAAUAUCAGGAUUUGCAAAAUUCUCGGAUCAUCUGUCCUCAAUUCGGAAGCCGUAUUGGGCAUGGUGUUCAAACGUCAAGUUGAAGGAGAAGUCACGAAAAAGACAGAUGCUAAAAUCGCUAUUUACACUUGCCCUGUCGACGUUACCAUAACAGAAACAAAGGGAACGGUGCUUAUUAAAUCUGCCGAUGAACUUAUGAAAUUCAGCAAAGGAGAAGAGAACCUCUUGGAAAAACAGAUUGAAGCAAUAAAAGCUGCCGGAGUCGAUAUUAUAGUCGGCGGUGGCAAAUUUGGAGAUAUGGCGCUUCAUUUCAUCAAUAAAGCCGGAAUGAUGGCCGUUAGGUUAAAUAGUAAAUUUGAUAUCAGGAGGCUCUGCAAGGCGACGGGAGCAACAGCUCUUCCAGUCCUUGCACCACCUACAAAAGACGACCUUGGGUUUGCCGAUAAUGUUUUUAUCGACGAGAUCGGAGAAACGUCAGUUGUCAUUUUCCGACUCGAAGGGAAAGAGUCUAAAAUUUCAACGAUUAUCAUUCGUGGAGCAACCGACAAUUACAUGAAUGAUGUCGAAAGGGCAGUUGAUGAUGGAGUGAACACUUUUAAAAGCCUUUCAAGGGAUGGAAGGGUGGUCCCUGGCGCUUGUGCCGUCGAAUCACAGAUUGCAAGGCACGUUAGAGAUUAUGCAGACGAAGUACCUGGAACUUCUAGGCUGGCAGUAAUCGCUUUUUCUCAAGCCUUGAUGGAAUUUCCAAAGGUGCUGGCAAAAAAUUCAGGGAUCAAGUCAAAGGAGGUUAUGGCCGAAAUGUUUAAAGUACAUAAAACAGACGAAGGACGUAAUAAAGGAAUCAACAUCGAUAUGGAAAACGAAAACAACCUCAUUGAUUCAAACAAAGAAGGCAUUUGGGACUUGUAUAACCUGAAAUGCUGGGGGCUUAAAUUCGCAACUUCAGCUGCUAAAACAAUAUUGAGAGUUGAUGAAAUCAUCAUGGCUAAAAGGGCUGGAGGCCCUGCGCCUAAAGGGCCAAAAGGAAAUGAUGAAGAUGACUAAUUGCUUUUUCUCCAUAUAAUUUUUUUUUUUUUCACCAUCUGCAGAAACAAAAAGUGUUCACUAAUUUGCUACUUUAAAACCCUUUAGAUAUUUAAUGUUUUAUGUAUAAUUAAAACUAAUUUUUCUAAAAA